UUGAAGUUGAACAUGAUUUGUAACCUUCAUUCAAACGGUAGAAGUUUUAGAGCUCAGUGCUCACCGUGUCCUAGAAACAAAUCCAAGGCAAUUAGAAUAGUAUAGAAGAAGGCCAAAUCUAACCCUUGGGCCCUGGCAGUUGGCAUCCUUCUUAGGCGCUGUGAACUGUGAAGAAAACCCAAGGGACGAACCAUGGAAGGAACGAAAGCCAAUAAGCAAGUAGAAGUAGUGCAGGUGGAAGAAGACACCAAAACAGAAAAAAUGGAUUCCCCGACCAAUUCCCAGCAAACCAUUUCUGACGAUGAUGAAAUAGACUAUUCCAUCAAACCAGAAUUCUAUGACCCAGACCUUGAUGAUAAAGAUGAAUUAUGGGUUCAGAAUAAAAGGAAAGGCCGUAUUUCUGAUGCUGUGCUUAGCUGUCCUGCUUGUUUUACCACCCUCUGCCUUGAGUGUCAGAGGCAUGAAAAAUAUGUGACCCAAUACAGGGCAAUUUUUGUUGUUAACUGCAAGAUUGAAAAUGACCAAGUCAGACAAGAAAAGGUAAAACCAAAAAAAGGCAAGAGAAGAAGAGAAUGUAGUGAGAAUGAAGCAGUUGAUGCUGGUGGAGAAACAUUCAAGCCAGUCUGCUGUUCUGUCUGCUCAACAGAGGUUGGUGUAAUUGAUGAAGAUGAGGUUUAUCACUUUUUCAAUGUUCUUCCAAGCGAGUGUUGACCUGCCCAUUCUUUGUUGCUGAGACUACCGAAUAGUUCACAGAUAGUUCAAUUUUAGUGCUAGACUAGGAGAUAUGACCUGAAACUCACUGUACUAACAUUAUUUUGCCUGCUUCCUUUCUCUCUCGGUCCAUGCAAGGAAGAUGAAGAGAAUUGUUUUGGGUUAUGAAUGGUGAAACGUAAUGCUGUUUCAAUUGGACAUGGGAAGCUCUCUCUCUCUCUCUCUCUCUCUCUCUCUCUCAGUCCAAAACAUUGACGAGUAUGCUUCUUAAUAUUUGAAUACCAAGUUAUUUGUAUGUGAAACUUAAAUCACUUUGUCCCCGGCCGAAUACUAACAUAGUAGAGUUGCUUUCCA
Theobroma cacao (cacao) is the source of this 1065-nucleotide messenger RNA. Its product is annotated as E2F-associated phosphoprotein. Gene Ontology annotation, cellular component: nucleus. Lineage: Eukaryota; Viridiplantae; Streptophyta; Magnoliopsida; Malvales; Malvaceae. The record is from RefSeq and is a predicted model, not a curated record.